This is a messenger RNA of Gambusia affinis (western mosquitofish), 3353 nucleotides long. Its product is annotated as zinc finger protein 675-like. The coding region runs from base 98 to 2428 and encodes 776 amino acids. NCBI's taxonomy places the organism in Eukaryota, Metazoa, Chordata, Actinopteri, Cyprinodontiformes, Poeciliidae. The record is from RefSeq and is a predicted model, not a curated record. The transcript is spliced from 4 exons.
GCUUGCGAUCCGCCGUGAUAGAAAAGAAGAACAAACCUGCAUAGGCUAAGCUAGAAAACUUCUGCAUUGUCCCAUUGCAGCUAAUAGUUCAGUAACAAUGUCUUCAGUUCAGCAUCUCAGAGAGUUUAUCAGAGAGAGACUAACUGCUGCUGCUCAAGAAAUCUUCACCGAGGUUGAAAAAACCAUCAUUUGCUACGAGGAAGAGCUCGAUGCUCAGCGCAGAAUGAUGGGGAUCAACUGGAAACCAGAAAUUAAGCUACACAGAAUCGGUUCGGAGCUGCAGAGACAAAGUUCUGACCUCCAACAGCCAAGCAUCUCAAAUGAGGAAGAAGCUCCUGCCAUCCAACAAGUCUGGAGCCUGGCAAGUAGGUCCAGUCAGGACCAGAAAGAAGCAGAACCUCAGUGGACUGAAGAGGAACAGAUGGAACCAGAACCAAAAUGGAUUAAAAAAGAGGAGGAACCAGAACCUGCACUGCUCAAACAUGAGGAAAUAGAAUUUCCACUAACGUAUGUAAAAGAAGAGGAACUAGAAUUUUCAGUGCAUCAUCCUGAACUGCAGCGACCAGAACAUUUACCAACUGGACAGAACCAGAAGAACCUCUGCAGCAGUCAGGAGGGAGAGCAGCUUGUCCAGAAGCAGUUUGUUGCUUUGAUUGAGACUUCUACUCUUCAGGAAGAUGAUAUGAAUGAAGAAGAGAGAAGAACAGAGCAGCUUUCCCCUCAUAUCUCUCCAGUGGUUGAAAGCAAAGAUCAGGAAGGAAGCAGCUCCUCUGAGUCAGAGAGUCAGGCUGGUACCAAUGCAAAGAAAAGAUCUUUCAAAUGUGAGAUUUGUGGGAGAUGUUACACGCAACAGUGGAACUUGAAAAAACAUUACAGAAUUCAUACAGACCUCCAACAGUCAAGUGUCUCCAAUGAGGAGGAAACUUCUGUCAUCCAACAAGUCUGUAGCCUGGCAAGUAGGUCCAGUCAGGACCAGAAAGAAUCAGAACAUCAGUGGACUGAAGAGGAACAGAUGGAACCAGAACCAAAAUGGAUUAAAAAAGAGGAGGAACCAGAACCUGCACUGCUCAAACUUGAGGAAAUAGAAUUUCCACUAAUGUAUGUAAGGGAAGAGGAGGUAGAGUCUUCAGUGCAUCAUCCUGAACUGCAGCGACCAGAACAUUUACCAACUGGACAGAACCAGAAGAACCUCUGCAGCAGUCAGGAGGGAGAGCAGCUUGUCCAGAAGCAGUUUGUUGCUUUGAUUGAGACUUCUACUCUUCAGGAAGAUGAUAUGAAUGAAGAAGAGAGAAGAACAGAGCAGCUUUCCCGUUGUAUCUAUCCAGUGGUUGAAAGCAAAGAUUGGGAAGGAAGCAGCUCCUCUGAGUCAGAGAGUCAGGCUGGUACCAGGACAAAGAAAAGAUUUUUCAAAUGUGACAUUUGUGGGAGAUGUUACAUCCAACAGUGUAACUUGAAAAAACAUGACAGAAUUUAUACAGACCUCCAACAGCCAAGUGUCUCCAAUGAGGAGGAAGCUUCUGUCAUCCAACAAGUCUGUAGCCUGGCAAGUAGGUCCAGUCAGGACCAGAAAGAAUCAGAACAUCAGUGGACUGAAGAGGAACAGAUGGAACCAGAACCAAAAUGGAUUAAAAAAGAGGAUGAACCAGAACCUGCACUGCUCAAACAUGAGGAAAUAGAAUUUCCACUAACAUAUGUAAGAGAAGAGGAGGUAGAGUCUUCCGUGCAUCAACAUGAACUGCAGCCACCAGAACAUUUACCAACUGGACAGAACCAGAAGAACCUCUGCAGCAGUCAGGAGGGAGAGCAGCUUGUCCAGAAGCAGUUUGCUGCUUUGAUUGAGACUUCUACUCUUCAGGAAGAUGAUAUGAAUGAAGAAGAGAGAAGAACAGAGCAGCUUUCCCGUCGUAUCUCUCCAGUGGUUGAAAGCAAAGAUCAGGAAGGAAGCAGCUCCUCUGUGUCAGAGAGUCAGGCUGGUACCAGUGCAAAGAAAAGAUCUUUCAAAUGUGACAUUUGUGGGAGAUGUUACAUCCAACAGUGGAACUUGAAAAACCAUUACAAAACCCACACUGAUGAGAGACCUUUUUCAUGCGAAUCAUGUGGAAAAAGUUUCUUACAAAACGGAGAUUUAAUUACACAUAAGAGAAUCCAUACAGGAGAGAAACCUUUUUCAUGUGAAUCAUGCAGCAAAAGUUUCACACGAAUUGGUGAUUUAAGAGUUCACCAGAAAGUUCAUACAGGGGAGAGGCCUUUUUCAUGCGAAGUUUGCAGAAAACGUUUCUCACGACGUAGUACUUUAAAUGUCCACAAGAGAAUUCAUACAGGUGAGAAACCUUUUUCAUGCAAAUCAUGCGCAAAAUGUUUUUCUCAAAUUGGUCAUUUAAUUGCCCACAACAGAAUUCAUACAGGUGAGAAACCUUUUCCAUCAUGACAAUCUUGUGAAAAAAGCUUCUGUCAAAGGAAUAAUUUGAGGAUUUGCAUAAAAACACAUACAAGAUUUUGAAGCCAAACUCUUCAAAAAGUUUUCUCUGGAAUUGAUCAUUUAGAUAGAAUGAUGGAUGAGAUGUGGUUUUCACAUAAAAUAUGGAGUGAAAAAUGUCUUUCAUUAUGGUAAACUGAAUUUCCACAUGAAACAAAUAUAUAACGCGUACAUAAGAAUGAUGGAGUUGGAAUUGCCAAGUGCAGAGGUCUCCAAUGCAAUUCGUCAACAGUGAAUGUCCUGCAGGUUUUAGAUUCAUCCCUGUUCCUAAGGGCACUGCCAGGAAUUUUUGGCCCAUGCAGAGGUUGCACUAAACAUUUUUGUUAUGUCAUUUCGACAGACAACAUUUAAAGAAAAUGGUCAUGGACUAUUUUUACCCGACAACUUUUAAUCAUAGUAACAUCGGCUCCUUGGCCGCAUUUUUAUGUGAUGUGGUUAAUUUUCACCUAGUUGAAUCGUGAAUCCAAAUCUCAUCACACAUAAUGCAGAUAAUGCAUCUACCUUGUUUUCCGUAGCGACACAAACCACUGACUGAGGCUCCACUAACUUAUAAUAAAUGAAACAACUCCACUUAAAUGACCAGCUCUUCACCCUCUGGGGUCUGAACUGACAGUACCUCACAGAUUUCUCUUAGUUGCAUCUGCAGAGAAAUGCCCUAAUUUAUCAAGGGCGAUACCAUGAACGAGGAGUUGAUUCCCCCAGAGGAACUCUAAACCUUUACUCUUAUCUUAUGAAAUAUGCUUCUCAGGAUUGUAUGAAUGACUUGUAUUCAUGUGAGUGUGCAGCUGUUUUCUGCUCCCCCUUCCUUCAGGGCUGCCCACUGUCUGUUACUGGGUGGUUCCCAAUUCUAAUAAAAGCAGAAAAAGACUCAGUUGAA